AUGUGCAAUUAUCUUCUAAUUUAAGUGAUGAUUACAGAUUUAAAUUACUAUUAUAAAUAUUAAGUGUUGAUUCCUCUGUUAAAGAAGCAAAAUGUGUUUGAUUAAAUUAGAUUGACUUUGAAGUAAAACCUUAAUAAAUAAAUAAUAAAUACCAUAGUUAGACUUGGAAAGAAUAGUUUCAAAAGUGUUAUAGACUAAAACAUUAGGAGGGCAGUUCUAACAAAAAUAGGACAAGUUUUUUCCACUGAAUAAAACAUCCAUUGGAAGUAUAUAAUUCUCUUCUUCUGUAGGAUAUAUGUUCAUUUAAUUGAUUCUGAUUUCACAUGCUUACAAAAUGAUGAUCAAUAAUAGUAGUAAAAUACACAUAAAUCUGAUAUAAAUAUAAUAAUUUUAAAAAUUAACACAUGUAAAUUAAGCUCCCUUUAGAUUAACGAAAAACAUAGAAAAAAAGAAAAAGAAAUUUAUUGA
Paramecium sonneborni is the source of this 468-nucleotide messenger RNA. The record is from the annotation of a GenBank genome assembly. NCBI's taxonomy places the organism in Eukaryota, Ciliophora, Oligohymenophorea, Peniculida, Parameciidae.